AUGAAUUUAUGGAAGAAGGAAUGUUUAAAAAAUGCCACUCAGUAUAAUCUUCUGUUUUUUUUUUUGUCAAAUCUUAUCAUGAAUUGGAAGAUGCAUUGUAUGAAGAAAUCUCUAAACAAACAAAAAGGAAAUAAUAUAAUCCAUUUUGAUAUUGUUCAACAGAUCAUCAUUGAUCAUACUGAAAGUACCCAAUUAAACAAUAUAAUUAUGUUGGGUUGCCAAAAUAUGUUGAUGUUUAUUGGAUACUUGUCGUUGCGCAUUAGUUGGUAG
Molecule: messenger RNA, 270 nt
Organism: Macrosiphum euphorbiae (potato aphid)
Lineage: Eukaryota; Metazoa; Arthropoda; Insecta; Hemiptera; Aphididae
Source: the annotation of a GenBank genome assembly